AUAUGCAUUUUUAGUGUCUGUAUAUACAAGUCGUACAAAUCCAGUCUCUCUUUUCUGUCUCUCACUAUAUAUAUAUAGCUAAAUGUUUUAGUUUAGUCUCACAACAGUUUUCCAGAGUGAGAGAGAGAGGGAGAAGAAGAUCACACUUAAUUUCCUCUUGUCUCUCUUCUUCUUCUACUUCUUUGUUUUUUUCUUUGGUUUUUUCUCGGUAAUACAUAAACUUUGCUCUCGGUUCUCAGAAAAUAUAUUUUUUUUAUUGUUGUUCUUGGUUUCUCCGGCUCUUUCCACUUGAACCAAGUUCGACAGUAAAGAGGGGGAAAAUGAGUAGUGGUGUUGGAGAAACGGAAGAGAGACUGUUAAAUGGGUCAGAGACAGAACAGAGGAGAGAAAGUCUCUACCUGAGAAAGAAGAUUUGGAGUGAAGUAGGAAAGAUGUGGAGAAUAGCUUUACCAUCGACUUUGUUCAGAGUGAUGUCGUAUGCUUGCAUAGUGGUAGCUCAAGCCUUUAUUGGCCACUCCAGUGAAACGGGUCUUGCUGCUUAUGCUCUCAUUCAAAGCACUUUCAUUCGUUUCAUCUACGGUGUUAUGGCGGGUAUGUCAAGUGCGACGGAGACGCUAUGUGGACAAGCCUACGGAGCACAACAAUAUCACAUGAUGGGGGUAUAUCUACAACGUUCUUGGAUAGUAGACACCUUCACGGCCACUCUCUUUGUCCCUUUGAUCAUCUACGCGGGUCCUAUUCUUCGGUUACUAGGCCAAAACAUUGAGAUUACCAAGACCGUAGACGAGAUCUACCCUUUGUUCAUUCCUUAUCUAUACAGUAUCGUAUUCACCAUGACGAUGCAGAUGUAUCUCCAAGCACAGAUGAAGAACGCCAUCAUAGGCGUUCUCUCUACCGUAGCCUUGGUUGUGGACAUUGUGGCCACGUGGUGGUGCGUGAGCGUGAUGGGGAUGGGAAUCAAUGGUGCGCUUCUAGGACUUAAUAUAAGCUCGUGGUCAAUGGUAAUAGGCGAGUUGGUGUACGUGUUUGGGGGGUGGUGCCCGCAUACUUGGACCGGCUUUAGCACUGCUGCUUUUGUUGAUCUUAUUCCAAUGCUCAAGUUAUCCAUUUCAUCUGGCUUCAUGCUUUGCUUAGAGUAUUGGUAUAUGAGCAUCAUUGUCUUAAUGUCUGGAUAUACUGAGGAUGCGAAUAUUGCAAUUUCAGCAUUUUCCAUAUGCCAAUAUAUAUACACCUGGGAGAUGAACAUAAGCUUUGGCUUGUUGGGUGCAGCAUGUGUACGAGUAGCAAACGAGUUAGGGAAAGGAGAUGCAGAAGCGGUGAGGUUCUCGAUAAAAGUGGUGCUUGUGGUAUCAGCGGUGAUUGGUGUGUUAUGUUCUGUUCUUUGCCUAGCGUUUGGUGGUCAGAUUUCGUAUCUGUUCUCGGAUAGCCCCCGAGUUUCAGAUGCAGUCGCUGAUCUCUCCAUUGUCCUUAGCAUAUCCAUACUCUUUAACAUCGUCCAGCCCAUUCUCUCUGGGGUAGCUAUCGGAGCAGGAAUGCAAAGCAUGGUAGCAUUUGUGAACUUAGCAACUUAUUAUGGAGUCGGUAUUCCCUUCGGGUUCAUCCUUAUUAACAUUUUCAGUUUUGGUGUUAAGGGACUGUGGUCAGGAAUGUUGACUGGAGUCGGUAUGCAAACACUGAUAUUGUCUUAUGUUAUUUACAAAACUGAUUGGGAAAUGGAGGUAAAGAAGACGAACAAACGUAUGGAAACCUGGACUCUAAAGUCACCUUCUGUAGAACCGAGUCCUAUCAUGACGAGAGAUGAAGAGAGAAAGUGAUUAUACAUAUACAUAUAAUAUUUAAAUCAUUUUAAGAAGUUUUUACAAUACUCUUUGUUUUUGCAUUCGCUUAAGAAAAUGAAGUAUCUGUGUUGAGGUUGCAUUAUUAGCUUAGUGCAACUCUCGUAACUUUGAAAAGAGGUCAAUAAGGUCUAUCUUCCUUUUUCACUC
This is a messenger RNA of Raphanus sativus (radish), 1985 nucleotides long. RefSeq names its product protein DETOXIFICATION 25. The record is from RefSeq and is a predicted model, not a curated record. Lineage: Eukaryota; Viridiplantae; Streptophyta; Magnoliopsida; Brassicales; Brassicaceae. The transcript has 9 exons. Gene Ontology annotation, cellular component: membrane. Gene Ontology annotation, molecular function: antiporter activity; xenobiotic transmembrane transporter activity. The coding region runs from base 321 to 1814 and encodes 497 amino acids. Gene Ontology annotation, biological process: xenobiotic detoxification by transmembrane export across the plasma membrane.